Messenger RNA from Prosopis cineraria, 4192 nucleotides. RefSeq lists its product as uncharacterized. The transcript has 2 exons. The coding region runs from base 208 to 546 and encodes 112 amino acids. Lineage: Eukaryota; Viridiplantae; Streptophyta; Magnoliopsida; Fabales; Fabaceae. The record is from RefSeq and is a predicted model, not a curated record.
AAAAAAUUUUGUAUAUUGACGUGAGACGUCAUGUCAUAUGGCAUGAUUUUUCUGCGGUCUUCUAUUAAAAAAAAAAAAAUUUGACUUUCAGAACAGCAUCAAGUUCCUGCAUUUCAUAAAAGCGAUUUCGAAAUUCCUUUCCGUGUUCCGAUUUCGUAUCUGGCUUGAAGGAGAAGAAGAAGAAGCAGAUGCUUCCGCGGCACCUGAAUGGAGGAGAAAGACCCGUGGUUGGCCUCAGAUAAGGGCUACCACGUCCUCUUCUGCUUCAUUCUCACCAUUGCUUUCUCCACCCUCGCUACCCUCACCAGACAUCCCUUCCUCCGCCGUCACGCUGUUUUGAUCGGAUCAAUCGCUUCGCUCCUCGCAGGCGCCGCCAAAGAGGCCGCCGAUCAGCUUGGCUAUUUUCGCUCUGCCGGAGCUUCCUCUAGGGAUGCGGUUGCCGACGUAGUUGGGGUGUUGCUUGCUUCCUUCGUUCUUUCUGUGUUCAGAUGCUCGACACGACCCGACGCAGAGAGGAGUCAGGUUCGAGGGAUAUCGCUGGUUUGAUGGAGCCGAUCCGAAUUUUUGAUGCGAGAAAGUGUUCACAUUCUUUUUGUUGCAUUUUGGGAGGUGGUUUUAUUUGAAUGUUGAAGAAAAAAUAGGUGUUUUAGUUGCUGAUGGAUUUAGAGAAGAAUAGAGACUAGAGAGUGUAAAGGCAGACUAUUGUUCUUCAAUUCUGCAUUUGUAGGCAUUCCGACAAACUUGUGGUAAAUUGGAGACACACACAUUUAACACCAAGUUAAGCAUUUUCAAGGUCAGCAUUUUUGUCUUGAUGUUCUUUCUUUCCAAAUUUUCAUUUCCAAACAUCCGGAUGAUUCUUAUUGGAUUAUGAAUGUAAAAACUUAAAAUACUAUGUCCUCCUCUUUUGAUCCAUAUCGUGUAAUUUUUUCCUGCAUGAGUAAGUUGUCAAAUUUUCUCAUGCCUUGUAUGCCAUGACAAUUAUGUUGUCCUGCUUCUCUUCUGUAGAACUUAUGAUAUGUGAAGUAAGUGGAGUUAAAUAUGUUUUUUGCUGUUGGGACAUUGAACUAUGAAACAUAGUUGGCUUUGAUAUAUAUAUUUUUUUUUUGUUAUCUUUUUCUGAGUUCACCUGGUUGGAGAGUAUGGCAUGGUGAUCUAAUCAUGUUUUCUGAUUUAACUCCUAAGUAAAACUAUAGCAACUCUGUAUUGGCAGAAGAUGAACUAUUUUUAAAGUGAACGGUGAAGUUUAAAAUUCAAUUAGAAUGAGUUUAUUUAUAUAGUUCUAAACUAAAGAUAUGGUAUGAAAAAGGAAAUCAACUCCACUCAAUAUGCUGGAACCUUAACUGGAUAUCUUCAGUUGUAGAUUUCUGCUUGUUUAAUAAUUUCCUGAUUGAUGCUACUCUCUGUUGUCAAUCCUAUAUUCACUCUGAAUUUUAUCUGAAUGCAGUUAAGGUACUAUUUUCUUGUGGAUGAACUAGGCUGGGUUAUAAAGUUCAUCCUACAGAUGGACAUAUAUCUGAAUGCUAGAAUGAGAAGUUAUUAAAUUUCCUUGACAUCACUGCCUCUGCCUCUGUUCACUGUGGUCUUGAAUUGUUUAUAUACUUAGCCAAAGUCAAUACUUUGGACUUUCUUAUGAGAGUAAUAUCUCACUUGUCCUCAAAUUGAAUGGUAGUAUAUGGAUGCCCUUCUUUGAAUGGCUAUUCUAAGGUUUUUUCUCUCUGCUGAACUGGGUCCAAACGUAAAAAAUCCCAAGUUCUCUAGUUGCUUGUUUAAGGCAAGGCUCUCUAAAGUCAUAUACAAAUGCUUCCAAUAUAAUUAGUUUCAGGAAUAAUGGUUGCCUAUGUUUCUUAGAGUUUCCUUUUCCAUGACAAAUUAAAGAUCAAACCCUUGCAAAUUUUUAUUCUUGGGCUGAGAAUGAGAGUAGAAUGAGAUCGUUGAGUAUUAAACCUCUUUUCAAUUUCAAAUGUUGUCACAAGCAGAUAAAAAGGCACAUCUUUAAUAGCAGUUUUAUUGUAUCUGCUGUUGUAGAACUUCACUAACUAUAAGAUAGUUGCAACUCUAGCAUUUGGAAGCUCUGUUGACAUUUAUAAUAGAAACAAAGUUGAAAUGUUGAAAUGAGAACCAUAUUUAGACUAUGAAUAAAUAAUACUGCAGUUAAUAACCCAAGGGAUGAAGCGUUCUUGAUAACUCCAAAAUCAGCUUAGAGUUUCACAGAAAGGAACUCUAUUUGUGAUGAUUGAUGAAGAUGCAGAACUUUGCAGGAAAAAAAAAACACUUCACACGUACUUCUGUACUCUCUAAGUUCUAUCUCAUUUCCAAGGCCUAAUUGCACUGGAGGUGCUUGGUCUCUUAAAGAUCUUGUUGAAGCAAAUGGGUUGGAGAAGUAACAACCAUAUUAUUUGCCAGAAAGCACUGCAGGAAAAAGUAUGAUCUUGUGAAUACCAUCGCAUGAAUAUCUAAUUCCACAGUGAGGGUGACUAUGGUGUUAUCUGCUGCAUACCAGUUCCCUGCCAUACCUGUGACCUGCUGAUUUUGUAGCCAGAUUUGACACAAGCUUCAAAGUUACCUUAUAUUUUACAUUGCAUAAGCUCAUCACCUUGUUAGCUAUAUUGCAUUGGUACAAACAUAAAUAUUGUAUACAAAGUGUGCAGAUACUGACAUUUUCUUCUAACAUCUGUGAUACCAGAAAGGCUAGGUAUUUUAUAGAAUUUGGUUGUUCUGAAAGAUUUUUCAGUAUAUUUGAUAACAUGUCAUAAUCCAUGUGUAUUACUAAGUUGUUACUUAAUUUUGUUCCGCUCAAUGUGUUUUCUUGGAUAGAGAUGACUUACAUCUAUCUUACCAUUGUUGUGAAAAUUGCCAUAUUUCAUUUGGCGCAUGUGGUUGGAGAGAGUUGCAGGCUCUUUCAAUUUAAGGUUUCUGCUUAUGUUAAUUUCUGUGGAUAAAAGCUGUGUUUAUGUUUUCUUUAUGGUAAUUUGCUGAUGAUUUAAUUCUGUGGGAUAUGUCAAAUGUGCAAUGCACUUUGCAUGCAUGUUAUACCAACUGAUGCAUAUUGACUUAGAUAUAUAUUGCAUAGCUAAUAAUUGGAUGUACUGAGAAGUAUUUAUUUUUUGGUUGCUUUACACAACUUUUAUAUUAUGAACCACAAACAUCUUUCGGCUGAGUGCCUAAUAAGUGCAUGAAAUGCAGUCUCAUGACCAUGUGGAUGAUUCACUUUUUGAAGCUUCAGGGCAUUGAAGCCUCUCCUUGUUCACUAUCUUCUGGAAGCUUGACUGCAGUGUAGAUUCCUGCCCCACCAAGAGCUCCGAGUAUAGGAGCAAAGAGGUAGACCCAUAUGUCUUUGUAGUUUCUUGCAGCAAUAGCUGGACCAAGUGUUCUCACUGGGUUCAUUGAUCCUCCUGUUGAUGGCCUGUGAUACAUGAUUUAGCAAAUGCUUGAAUCAUUAAUCAAUAUAUAUUGUAUAGAAUCAAUAGGAAAUUUCACUAUCCAUAAACCAUGACCAAUGUGUUUAACCCAAGACUCUGUAUGUCAUAUUACGAAACAUGUCCAGUUAGUUUUUAACUUUUUAUUGUGUGGUCGUUUGUUGAAAUCUAUCUCAUGCGCUGUGAAGUAUGGAUAUUGGUAUGUGCAUGGUAUGCUGCACAAUGAUAGGUUCUGAAGUGUCUCUGAUGGAGCUGCUGAGUUGCUGAGACCUACAGGAGCAAAUUACAAAGAAACUGAUAGAAGGGGGCAAAACAAAAACUGCUGGGUCAAAAGAUUACACUAUGGGUCCUGGCCAAAAGGGAAAAGAAGUGACAUUAGGAGUAGGGAGUAGGGGAAGCUAAGGGUAAGGGCAGUGAUUUUGUAACUUUUUUGGGUUUUAAGUUCUCCAAUUCUGGCGAGAGAGGGAGUUAAAUGUUUUGGAAAGUGAAGUGAGUUUGGGAGAGUACUAGCCUCUGAAAAGUCUAGUGUAUUGGGGUGGAGGAAGAUUGUCUUGCUUCAUCAUUUUCUCUUUAUGUUUUAGUGUGUGUUGGUGAGUGGCUUAUGUUCUAGGUUAUUUUUCUGUGGUGUGUGUAUUUUGUACUGAUCCUUGUACUCUGUAACUUUAUUCAGUUUAGCGUAUGGGUGUAUGAGGGAGUUGGAGUUAGCUUGAAUCAUUAUCUUCCUUGUAAUCCUUUUUAUUAUUCAGCAAUAGUAUUUUCAGUCCAUUUUUAAUGCA